CGGAAAUUUACAUCAUUGUCAUGAAAUAAACGAUUUGUUUUUUCCUGGUUUUAUAAUUUCGACUCCAUUGAAAAAUAAAAAUGAACAGAUUAAUUGUAAAUAAUUGUCGCUGCUUAAAGAAAUCGACAUUAUUAUGGGAGACACGGAAAUAUCAAAACUUUCCAUACAUAACACUGUCAAGGUCACUGUCAUAUUACACAACUCAGCCUAUUGGACUACAAAAUGAUAUCACUCAAAAACCAUUCAAUAGCAGAACAUUGUGUCCUGCCUUUGCCAGAGCCAUAUCAACAAGUCAAUGGUACAAUGAGAAGGAGCCACUCAAGCCAUCAUCGAAAGUAGAAGCAACUGUGGAAAACAUAAAAAAAGGUAUAGAAGAUCAGGAGAAACUUCCUAAGAAGGUGGAGGUAAAGAAAAGCAUAAAAGAAAGGAUUAUGGAUGAAGUGAGACAUUAUUAUCAUGGGUUUAGGUUACUAGGUAUAGAAAUCAGAAUUUCUACAUCAUUAGCUCUCAGAAUAUUGAAAGGGGAAUCCCUAACACGCAGGGAACACAGGCUACUCGUCACAACCAUAGGCGAUUUGUUCCGGAUGAUACCAUUUAUUGUUAUCCUACUUAUACCAUUCUUAGAGUUUACUUUACCAGUUUUGAUUAAACUGUUCCCCAACAUGCUGCCAUCCACAUUCGAAAGUAGCAGCCAAAAGGAGGCUAAACUAAAACAGCAUUUAAAGGUUAAGCUAGAGAUGGUAAAGUUCUUCCAGGAGACACUAGAUCAAAUGGCCCCACAAGCUAAAAACAGGCAUUCAGAACUAGCUAAGGAAUUCUCUGCUUUCUUUACCAAAAUAAGAGCUACAGAUGACGUAGCAACGAGCGAAGAAAUCAUGAAGUUCUCCAAACUAUUUGAAGAUGAAAUCACACUGGAUUCACUUCAAAGACCGCAUUUAGUUGCAUUGUGUAAAGUAUUAAAUGUCUCCACUAUUGGGACGGGUGCGAUGUUGAGGUUUAAUUUGAAGAUGAAGCUACGGUCGUUGUCCGCUGACGACAAGAUGAUUGCUAAGGAGGGUGUGGACAGUUUGAACUUUAGUGAGUUACAGCAGGCCUGUAGAGCAAGAGGCAUGAGAGCGUAUGGUGUUUCCGAGGAGAGAUUACGAAAGGAGUUACGAAAUUGGUUGGAUCUGUCGUUGAAUGAGAAAGUUCCUCCGUCGCUUCUGCUGUUGUCUAGAGCUCUUAUGGUACCAGAUCAUGUACCCACAACAUACAAACUGAAGGCAACUAUUUCUGCUCUGCCAGAACAAGUUGCAACACAAACUAAGGCUGCCAUUGGUGAAAGAGAGGGCAAACUUGACUUUAAGGCCAAAGCUGAAGCAAUCAAAUUGGAGGAACAGAAAAUUAAAGAAGAGAAACAGGAAAUGCAAGAAGCAGAGCGAGAGAAGCAGCUGCUUGAAGCGAAGAAGAGAGAGAAAGAAGAACUCAAAGACAAGGCACCGAUCAUCUCCGAGGAUAUUACUCCGAUCAUGGUAGACCCUGCACCAGUGAUCGCUGUAGAUUCCAAACCGAAAACUGAAGAAGGCCUGUCUAGCAAGGACAUGGAAGUGAUAGAGGAUGCUUUAGAAAAAUUAGCGGAGCAGAAGAAGUCUUUGUUAAUUGAAAAGGAAAGCAUUGAGGAGUUGAAGGAAGAACUGUCUGAGUACAGUGAGGACGUUAAGGAGAUGGAUGAGAUGGUGAAGACCAAGCUGGCUGACAUCAAACUGACCAAGGGUGCUAGAAGACUAUACCGUGCUGUGAACAAUAUGAUCAACAAAUUAGAUUCCGCAUUAUUAGAGCUAGAAAGCAAAGAGAAGGAACUCAUAUCUACGCUGGAACAGACGAAGACAGAACCACAGAAGGCUAAAGAACACCUCAUUCAAAUCGACGAACUGAUGCAUUCCAUUAAGAGCUUACAGAAGGUUCCAGACGAGGCUAAACUGAAGCUGAUACAGGAUGUACUGGGCAGGCUAGAUGACGAUUUCGACGGUCAGCUCAAAAUUGAUGAUGUUUUGAAGAUGCUCGAGAUUAUAGGUAAUGAGAACGUCAAUCUAUCGGAGAAGCAAAUGGCCGAACUGAUAGAUCUACUCGACAAGGAGGAGAUUCUAGAAGUUGAGAGCAAGAUACAGAAGGCUUUGGACAAAGCGGCCAAGGCGGCCAAAGAACAGGAUAAAAGUGCUGAUGCUGAUGGGAAGAGUUUAUUCGACUUGAUACGCGAAGCCCAGAAAAGGCGGGAGAUGAAAAAGGCGGUUGAGAAAUUCGGAGAGCAACGGAACAUGCCGAAGAGCGAAGACAUCGUCACAAAAACAGCAGCGAAACCGGAGGAAAGCAGUAAACGACCCGAAAGCCAUUGAGUGACUGCGUUGUUAGUAAAUGUGUAAAUAUGAAUGUAGCGGUUUCAUAGUUUACGCUUUCCUGGCAGUUUGCCGCGGCAAAUUCGAAAGGAUGUCGUUCGGUGUUCGAUUUCAGGGUUGCCAACUGUAAAAUAGUGCGUUCUAAUUACAAAUUGUGAUGGUUUAACAUUUUUAACUUUUCAAAAACAGUACUUAAAUAUUUAAGGUCGUUGGAAUGUUUUGUAUUGUCCAUUUCAUUUGUUCAUAGUUGGUGAUCCGAAUAUUUCAAAUGCACUAAUUUCGGUGCAUGAGAGUAUCUUACGUCAUAUAUUUAUGAAAUUAUUUAUGAAACUGUACAAGUGUACAUGUAUGCCCUAACGACAAUAAGGAAUUUUCUAAUGUAAUAUUUAUGUGUAUAUAAAAUUGAUUCCAUUACAUACAAAUACAGUUCUUGAUGUAUUUUUUAAGUUUCAUAAUAUAAUUUCUUUUAACAUUAUACUCAAAAUACAUUAAGAUAUCAGUACAUAAUAUUAUUACGUUUUUGCUUUGUGCAAAGUGUUUAAUAAUAAAAAUGUCUAAAGUAUUUCAUUUGUAUUUAAUUUUUUGUUUAUUUAUCUAACCCAGCAUUCUCUGGUUACUAACGUUAUAUUUUUCAAUGUCCGUGUAAUAUUUAAAGAAGUCUAUAAAUUGUUAAUUAUUUACAUAUGUGUACAGUGACCAACUUUAUGCCAAAAUACUACAUAAUAUGAAGCUUCUAUAAAACUGUUCUGUUACAACAGAAACUUUUUAGUUUUAAUUUAACUGUUUUGGCAAAUAUGGUAUUUAUUUACGAUGAUUCAUUCAUGCAUUUCUGUGAUCGCUACAUCUGUUAAGUAAUUUUUUUAGUUUACGUUUAUAACUAUAGUUAGCACAAAUUGUCUGACAAAUAUUUUAUAAUCGUUGUUAAGUUAAAUUAUAUUACACUUUUCAGCUGUAUGUUAAAGUGCAUCAAAUGCUCCCUUAGUACAAGAUUGUGUACGGAACAUAAAACAUAUUCAUAUUUUGCUGAAAAAUUUUGUAAAGGAAUCAAGGCAAAAAGUUUUCAAAAUAAAUAAUCUUGACUAACUGUAAGGGUAUAAGAGAAUACAAAUGUCGUAAGA
Aricia agestis (brown argus) is the source of this 3490-nucleotide messenger RNA. RefSeq names its product mitochondrial proton/calcium exchanger protein (gene Letm1). The transcript is spliced from 8 exons. The coding region runs from base 81 to 2372 and encodes 763 amino acids. Lineage: Eukaryota; Metazoa; Arthropoda; Insecta; Lepidoptera; Lycaenidae. Gene Ontology annotation, molecular function: ribosome binding. The record is from RefSeq and is a predicted model, not a curated record. Gene Ontology annotation, cellular component: mitochondrial inner membrane. Gene Ontology annotation, biological process: intracellular monoatomic cation homeostasis.